Messenger RNA from Anoplophora glabripennis (Asian longhorned beetle), 530 nucleotides. RefSeq lists its product as uncharacterized. The record is from RefSeq and is a predicted model, not a curated record. The transcript has 3 exons. Bases 23 to 508 code for a protein of 161 amino acids. Lineage: Eukaryota; Metazoa; Arthropoda; Insecta; Coleoptera; Cerambycidae.
UAUAAACGAUUUAGGCUUCAAUAUGAAAAGAAAAUGCGAAAAAAUAAUUAAUUUUGGGAAGCUAAAAAAACUGACAUCUUUUACAUUGGGAUCCGAUAAUACAAAAAAUUGUGUAGAAGCUCUGAAAGUGGUUGCUAAACACUUUAAAGAACAAAUAGAUGACUUAUUACAUAAAGUACAGACUAAAGAUAAUUUGGAGAACCUGCUUAUCAAUUCACCGUGCAUAGUGAUAUCAGAGGAUGAUAAGGGUACAAAUUAUCACGUAGCAAUUGAGAAAGAACUAAUAAAUAAUGGUACAACAGAUUUUGUAUCAGCAUUUCAACAAUGUUAUGCUAUGUAUUACAUAUGCAAUAUGCAAUACCCGAAAAGCCUCUCUUGCACGUUUGAGUUUGUGCAACGAUAUUAUAUGAAAACCCAUCCCGACCAAGGAACCAAAAGCAAAAUAUUUUCUGCGUCCAAGAAGAAGGUUAUUGCCUUGAUGAAAAAACUAACAGAAAAUGAGGGCUAAAUAUCUUUUACACUACAUUUAU